This is a messenger RNA of Hypoxylon trugodes, 2050 nucleotides long. Its product is annotated as fumble-domain-containing protein. The record is from RefSeq and is a predicted model, not a curated record. The transcript has 3 exons. Gene Ontology annotation, cellular component: nucleus; cytosol. Lineage: Eukaryota; Fungi; Ascomycota; Sordariomycetes; Xylariales; Hypoxylaceae. Gene Ontology annotation, molecular function: pantothenate kinase activity; ATP binding. Gene Ontology annotation, biological process: coenzyme A biosynthetic process. Bases 462 to 1937 code for a protein of 491 amino acids.
AUCAGCUUGACCCGAAGCACCUAAGCACCUAAGCCAAAAGGAUAAGCCCAAAAAAAAAAAAACACAUACCUAAGGAAUGGAUCCAUUCGAUUUGUCCCACCACCUUUUGAAUUGCAAUUACACUUGACUCCUUUCUUCGAUUUCUCUGUCUCCUAUCCACUAUUCUUUCUAUCCGUUAUCCGUUGUCCCGCUAUAUCUUAAUAAUAUUCCCCCAUGCUUCAAUUGCAUCUUCUAAUACUUUCUCCGUCCUCCCCAAGCUCAAGCUGGAUCUGACGUUAGAUCAAGUGGAAUUCAUGCCUCCUUGAAUUCUUCUUCACUUUUAGGCUUCUGAGCCAGCAGAAGCUUUUCCAAUAUUUUCCAGUUCUUUUUGGUCUCUUAGGACUAUCCUACUAUAGUUUUACCCCUCCUGUUCGUUCGUUUAUAUUGGCGCAAAUAGUUUGGCCCUGGAUGAAUAGGUCAAAAUGCCUGGAGAUACCUACCAAGCCGAAGUUGCGAUUGAAGAUGGUGAAGACGACGGGAAGGCGAUUGCGGCGCAACACGCGGCCGGAAGACCGCGAACUAUGACUAGCACCGCCGAGAUCGAAGAUACUAUCACACAUCCCGGAUCUGUCCGUAUAAACGUCAAAGGCGCAUUCAUUGUCGAUACCCCUUCGCAACCAAGCACUCCAGCAAACUUGCCCGGCUCUGGCGGAAAUAGUUAUCAUGAGACAAAAGACAUUCGCUUACCCAACCACACAGCCGUUAUCAGUCAUAUCGCUGUUGAUAUUGGUGGCUCUUUAGCCAAGCUUGUAUAUUUCUCCCGCGAAGCGCAUUCGACCGAACCCGGCGGCCGACUCAAUUUCCAGUCUUUCGAGACCGAUCGCAUUGACGAUUGUAUUGAAUUUAUGCGACACCUGAAAGACAAGCAGCUCGCCCUCAAUGGAUCUAGACCGGGCGAGUUGUGCGUCAUGGCGACCGGGGGUGGUGCUUACAAGUUCUACGAAAGAAUACGAGAGCGUUUGGGCGUCGAUGUUUUGCGAGAAGACGAGAUGGAAUGUUUAAUUAUUGGUCUUGAUUUCUUCAUCACCGAGAUACCCCGCGAAGUUUUCACAUAUUCAGAGACAGAUCCCAUGCAUUUUGCGACACCUCAUGCUAAUAUCUACCCUUAUAUGCUUGUAAACAUAGGAUCCGGCGUCAGUAUCCUCAAAGUGUCCGGCCCCCGAACAUACGAACGUGUGGGCGGUACAUCACUCGGAGGGGGUACCCUCUGGGGUAUACUUUCGCUUCUUACACCUGCCGAGUCAUUCGAUGAGAUGCUAGACAUGGCCGCGCAUGGCGACAAUGCCAAAGUGGACAUGUUGGUCGGCGACAUUUAUGGUACCGACUAUGGUAAGAUCGGUUUGAAGAGCACAACGAUCGCCAGUUCCUUCGGUAAAGUCUUCCGCAUGAAGCGGGAAGCAGAGAACGAAGCUGAAGAUAUGGGUGGUCUUGCAAAUGGCGAUGACCAAAACCGUCGACAGCAGCAAAACUCAGAUCAAUCCUCUUCCUCUACCCCUUCGCAACCACAACCACAGCGUCCUACAUCCUCCAGGGCAAGUGAAUUGGCACGAUCGCGCUUCUCUAGCGCUGAUAUCUCACGUUCCUUACUAUACGCUAUCAGUAACAACAUUGGCCAGAUUGCAUUCCUACAGUCGCAAGUGCAUGGGCUGUCGCGCAUCUAUUUUGGCGGGUCCUUUAUUCGCGGGCACCCACAAACCAUGAACACGCUUAGCUACGCCAUCAAGUUUUGGAGUAAAGGUCAGAAACAGGCCUACUUUUUGCGACACGAAGGAUAUCUAGGUGCUGUAGGUGCAUUCCUCAAGCACCAGCCCCGAAACUGGGGCCGCCGAGGUAGCUUAGAGACGACUGAUGGGCUUGAAGAAAGGAUAAGGGACCGAUCAGAGCCAAAUGCUUCGUGAUAGUCCCUACACGGGCACUGCCUACCAACAUGGUUGGAUUGUUGAUUAUGAUGAAUAAUGUAAUCGCGAAGCCAUGGGAGUGGGACGAGGCACAUCCUGGGCGGGUUCUUAAA